This is a messenger RNA of Paramacrobiotus metropolitanus, 3398 nucleotides long. Its product is annotated as RILP-like protein homolog. NCBI's taxonomy places the organism in Eukaryota, Metazoa, Tardigrada, Eutardigrada, Parachela, Macrobiotidae. The transcript is spliced from 4 exons. Gene Ontology annotation, molecular function: protein dimerization activity. Bases 1606 to 3117 code for a protein of 503 amino acids. The record is from RefSeq and is a predicted model, not a curated record.
GGAAGCGGGCGCAGUUGACCCUGGCUGCGUCGGCUGAAUCCAGGCCGGAAAUGAGCAGUACUGCCAGUGGAUCGAGGGAUGGAUGGAUUAUUCAGUCGUCAUUAUGAUUAAAUAAAGCGCUGCCUGCCAAUGCAAAUGCCGGGAAGGGAAUGCAACGGGAGCGCUGGAUCGGAGUAGCGAGCGAUUAAUUCGACGGAGGGAUGAUUAUGACGGCACGGCGCACAUCUGCUGCACCGAGUCGCCAUCGAUCAAUACUUGGUCCGCUCGGCAGUCGACUACUGUGCAACACUAACCAGUAACCAGCGUAUAUACACGAUGUUAUAUAUGCAGCAGCUGAGCCGUGGCGGAAAAGUGGCGAAUGUUAACAGGAUGCGGCACACAAUAUUGCCGUUUAUCAGUUUUAUUAUAUAUCAUGUGAAACACGCUGUACACAUCAUUCAUUACCCCGUCGUUUCCGCUCGUCGUACAUGUACAUUCAUCGCUGAUUUAUUUUCCCGGUGUAGUGAAAUAAAAUAACAGCGCACGCGGAUCUGGCGUCAUCGGCGGCCUGUUGACUUGACGAAUAUUUUUAUUUAUUUUGUUGUUAUCCUGCGCCCGGGCGGAUCGGAUCGGACUGGUUGACGUUCUAUUCGGUGUUUAUGCGCCCGCGGACGUUGGUUGAGUCGGCGGUGUCCCGCGGCGUUUUUUCCGCGCACUUGUUCGUCAGCGCCGCGUUCAAGCCGGAAGCCCAUUGCAGACCGCGUCUUUUUCGCUGAAUUAUUAGUAUAUUUAUUUGCCGCGGGGGUUGAACAAUUUUCUCUCUCGAUUUUACUGUCUUCCACUCGAUAGCAACAAUACCUGAGCGUUAUAUUGCGAAUUGUCAGGUGCGCAUAUAACCACGAUAACGCCGGAAUUUCUCUGCUAUUACGCGCCGAUAAAGGACUGAUUCUGCUGUCGCUGUUGUCGGCACUAUCGCUCGUAAUUAAAUUAAGUGCACGCGGAAGUUAAUCGCUGAUUUAUCGCGCUGUCUGGCUGUAAUCGCUGUUUGUGUUGAAUGCGCGCAUCGGUUGAUGCGUCUGGCGUUUCCUCGCGCUGUCCUAUAUUCGCUGAUUAAACCGGCAUUUUUGUGAGAUUAUUCUGGAAUAAUUUCGCCAACAAAUUGUGAAGGAAUUCAUUUAUUCUGGAAUUAUUCUGUCAAAAAUUUUUAGUAUAAUUUCUUUGUUCGUCGAUUUGUCGGAAUUUUUGUGGAAUUAAUCAGCCUAUAAAUUGUCAACGACGUUUUUCUGGAAUUACCACAUCCAUCAACUGCGGAAUUUAUAUUUUCGUGGAUUUACCGGCAAAUUUAUAUAAUAUUUCAGUGUUGCAAAGCUAAACAUUGAACAUUUUCGUCGUACACGCUACCACAUAACCGGCAUUUUUUAAGAAUUAUUCCGGAAUUACUACCCUGGCACAACUGCCGAGACGUUUAGUUUUCCUGGAAUUUUUACAGUCGUAAUUUGCGGAGCCAUUUAUUUAUUCGUGAUAUUUACUGUAUUACUGGCAAAAUUUUCAAAACCGAACUGAGCAUCAAAACAAUUUCCAAAAAAUUUGUGUUGUGAUUAAGAUCAGAUUGUUCUUGACGAUGCGAUGGUAGGGAGCGGCAUGACGAUGACGGCGUCGGCGAAAUCCCUGUCCCUGUCGGCGGAGAUGGAAGAAGCCGCGUGGAGCGGCAGCGUCAGCGGCAGUGCCGGCGGCGCGACGCCGGCGCUGCAGUUGAGCGUGGUGGACGUGUACGAGGCGGCCAGCGAGAUCGGCGCGGAUCUCGAACACCUGGCGCAGCAGUUCGGCCGCGACAGCAUCACCAAGCUGGUGCCCAAGGUCUGCGCCGCCCUGGAGCAGCUGGAGCAGCUGGCCGGCAGCGGCGACCGCGAGACGGCGCGGGCGACGCAGCAGCGCCUGCAGGCGGCGCUGCACACCGUCGAGCUGCACCAGCAGGAGAAGCGCAGCAUUCGCGACAAACACCAUGCGGAAAUGGAGGAGCUUGAGCGGGAGUACCGCGACGAAACCAAGCGGCUGGAAACGGCCGUCCUCGACCUGACCAGCGAGAACGACAAGCUCCGCAGCGCCCUCCGCACCACCUCCGCCGCCGCCCCGGACACGCCCCUGGAAGUGGACCGCCCUUUCGGCUACCUCACUCUGACCACCUCCACCCCGGCCCCAGCCCCCGGGGACACCUCCACCCUGAUUCAGCAGCUAAAGGACAGCCUUGCCAAGGUCAAAGAGGACCUCCGGGAGACGGCCGCCCACCUCCAGGACCGCGAGACCGAAGCGGCGACCCUCCGCGCCGACCUCCAGCGGGAACGCACCGCGCUCGUCAACAGCAAGCAGCGCCACAACACCCUACACAAACAGGCGCGCAAGCUAAUGGAGGAGCGCAACGCGCUGACGGGGCUCCUGCGGCAGAGUCUCCUGACCACGGUGGACUUGGAGGCCCGCCUGCGGACGGCGGGGAUCCCGGCCAAUGUCCCGGCGGUGGCCAAGGAGGAAGCUAAUCUGCAGGCGUUGUUUGAGAAGGCCGGGACGCCACUAGUGUCCCCGGAGGAGGUCCCAGAGGUCCCGGAAACCCGGGAGCCGUUGCGGCUGGUGCAGAGCGAGCGGGAGGUGGGUGGGGCGGUGGAUGACGGAGAUGUGCCGCGGUUCACGCUGAACGAGCUGCGCCGGAUGCUGAAUGAACGGAACCACCUCAAAGCAAAGGUCAUGGAGCUCCAGGAUGAGCUGGCCGCCGGGAAGACGCCGCGCGCCGCCCUGGACGCCCAUCUCCAGCCGUGGCGUUACGAGAAUCCGGCGUCAGGCAGCACCGGCACGGCGGCGACCAGCGUGGCCGACGAGGCGGAGUCGAGCGCGUUGGCGUCGACGGAGGCGGAGAGUGUGGCUAGCCAGACGGACGACGAGGAGGCCGCCGUGCAGGGCCCCAUCAACCGCGAGCCCGACGACAAACUCUUCCCGGGACGCCGCCGCCGCAGUCGCAGUCGCAGCAAGCCCCGCCCCUCCAUCAUCCGCAACCUGUACAAAGGCCUGUUCGGCGAGAAGCUGACGGCCAUCGUCAAGGACGGCAUCUUCUACAAACUGGCCGAGAGCAGCGCCCAUUUGGCGGACUAAACCGCUGGCCAACCGUCCGCGGACGCCAGUCCCCGCUCUUCCCGGAUCUCAGCCCCUUUCAAUUCCGCGCUUGAACGCUUCUUCAGCAGUCUUGUGAAUUCCCCGAUUAUUGUUUAUUUCUACUCCCGCUGUUAAUUAGUCGCACGCAACGAAUUCCCUGUCGCUACACUCUGGCUUUCAUUGGCGAUUUUUCUAAAUUCUAAUCCACAUUUUUUCGAUUUAUUUAGUAAUUAAUCACUGUUCGAAACGAAAAGUGGCAGAAGAAAAAGCUUUUACUUUAA